Entrophospora sp. SA101 is the source of this 240-nucleotide messenger RNA. Lineage: Eukaryota; Fungi; Glomeromycota; Glomeromycetes; Entrophosporales; Entrophosporaceae. The record is from the annotation of a GenBank genome assembly.
AUGAUACACAAAUUUUUUAUAAAAAAUUAUUUUAUACCUCCAUUUAUUUCCACAAAAUGUUGUAGUAUUGAUAUAGAUGAAGAUGAAUUAUAUUGGGAAAAUGAAGAUAAUGAAUUAUCAGAAGUGAAAAGGAAUUUAAAUGAUGAAAUUACGGAAGGUGAUGGAGGAAGUGAUAAUGAAUCAAAUAAGUCAGAUAGCAUAGUUGAAUUUUAUGAAUCAGAUGGAUAUGAAAAUGCUUAA